This is a messenger RNA of Racocetra persica, 927 nucleotides long. The record is from the annotation of a GenBank genome assembly. NCBI's taxonomy places the organism in Eukaryota, Fungi, Glomeromycota, Glomeromycetes, Diversisporales, Gigasporaceae.
ACUAAUUUGUUGGAAUUAUCAUCUACCAAAACUAAAGGAAGCAAAAGAGAUAACCCCCAAGUUCCUUUUGAAUUAAGGAACGCUCCUCCUAUUUUAAUUUGGCGACAUCUAGUUAAACAAAAAGGAAUUGACCCUAAUACUAUUGCUAUUUAUGCUGAUAUAGAAGUUGCCAAAGAAGAAAAAUAUGCCCUGGACUUAGAAUUUCAGAAAAAUUUAUUCAGCAAAGGCAGGUCUAGUCCUCCAGAAAAUACUUACGAGAAAUUUAUUACCGCCUAUAUUGAUAAAACUAUUGGGAGUGAAGUGGCAGUGGAGCAAAUUAUAGGAAGAGUGUUACGACAACCUAAUUGCCGUUAUUAUCCUAGCGAAGAACUAAACAAGGCUUAUUUUCAUAUUCGAGUAGAUGAGAACAAGGUAUUUGAGAAAAUUAUUAAUGAACUGAAUGAAAAAUUAAAAUUAGGGGGAGAUAUUGAAAUUAAGUCUCCUAAGAGAGGAAUUAGUUAUUUAAAAGAUCUUCCUCCUAAACCGGAUAAGAUAGGCAAAAAGAAAGACUAUUCUUUGAAACACCGGCAAAAUAUUGGUAAAGUUCAAAGGACAGAAAAAGAUUUAGGUAAUCCUGAAAUAAUUCAAGAUCGGAUUUGGGAAGAAGAUUUUGGAUUGGCUAAUAUGGUUCCAGCACAAGUUAUUUUAAGAAGGGCGGACAAAGAGUUAAGAGCAGUUGGUGAGGAGUUAAUUAAUACUUACCGAAAUGAAAGUUUAUUGCGAAUUAGUUUAGAAAAACCUUAUGAAGCAAAAGGGAUUAAAGUAGAAAAGAAAGAAACCAAAUACCAACCAUUUAAAAAUGCUAUUCACGAAAAAUAUAGUGGUUUAAAUAAUUUAGAAAAAAGAACCGCUACCGAAUUAGAUAAUUUAGUUGAAGUAGAUAGUUGA